AUGAAGCAUAAUAAGGCAAAAACUCGUGGUGUCUUUGCGCUUAAGCUUGAUAUGGAAAAAGCGUAUGAUAGAGUCGAGUGGUGUUUUCUAGAAUCUAUGCUCUCUCAUUUGGGUUUCCAUGCGUCUUUUGUUGCUCUUAUUAUGCGAUGUGUCUCCACCGUUUCUUUUUGUGUGUUGCUUAAUGGUUUUCCAGGUAGCUCUUUUGAUCCUAGUCGGGGACUUCACCAAGGGGACCCUCUAUCCCCUUUUUUGUUCUUAGUUUGCGCAGAGGCUUUGUCGGGGUUGUUACGGAGGGCAGAAACUGGUAACCUGCUGCAUGGGGCUAGUUUAUGCCGGAAUUCUCCAAGGGUGAGCCAUUUAUUGUUCGCAGAUGACUGCAUAAUCUUUGGGAGAUCUAACUGUGAGGAGGUGAAGGUGGUUGGCGAGAUUCUUAAAGAUUAUGAGAGUGUUUCGGGUCAAAAAGUUAAUCUUACAAAGUUCAUGAUUUCCUUUAGUGGAGGGGUUCCUACUCUUAAACAACAGGAACUCGCCCAACUGCUGAUGGGGGUUAAGCUUAAUGGUGCCCGAACUACUUAUCUUGGCAUCCCGAGUACGGUGGGCAGGUCCAAGUCGGAGGUGUUUCAAAUGUUGGUGGACAGAACAAGAAAAAAAUUGAAGGAUUGGAAGCGCAGAUACUUAUCAGGGGCGGGAUUCGGGAGUUACCACGCGUUUUGGCAUCGUUUGGAGCGGUUUCGGAGGCAAGGCUCACGGCCGCCGCGGCCCCACGGCGCGGGCCGUGCUUUACUUGGAGAAGAUCAGCGAAAGGCUCCCACGGCGGGCGCCGCCAGCCAUUUACCAGCCCAGCUCAAACGACAGCUUCGUCACAGGCGUGAUUUGUUAGUGGAAGGAAUAGCUUGGAAAGUUGGCAAUGGAACUCGUAUCAGAAUUGGGAUGGAUGCUUGGAUCCCGGAUGGGAAGGGAGGCUUCCAUGCAGCGGCAGUCGAAGAGAGAUUUCGGGCGACUAGGGUGGCGGAUCUGGUCCAGGAGGGCUCUAGCAGAUGGGAUUCGGCAAGGCUCGAGGAGAUGUUUGAAUCGAAAGAUAGAUGGACGAUCAACUCACAACUGAGGGCAAAUCUGAAUGUGCCAGAUACUCCCUUUUGGCCUCAUGGAAAGUUCAAUUCAUACUCGGUUAAGAGCGGCUAUUGGUUGGCAGUUAAUCUCUUAAGACGGAAUGAACCAUCCUCUUCGGAAUCUCAUAGCAGUUUAUGGAAACGGAUUUGGAACCUUAAUGUGAUUCCCAAAGUUAAGAUUUUCAUGUGGAAAUGCGUCGUGGAGGCUCUUCCCACUAAUAUGGCUUUAAAGAGUAUAGGAGUGGAUGUUAAUUCUAAGUGCAGGAAGUGUGGCUUGAAGGAUGAAUAUAUGGAACACUCCCUCCGGGAUUGUGGGUGGGUAAAAGCUCUUUGA
This is a messenger RNA of Salvia miltiorrhiza (redroot sage), 1443 nucleotides long. RefSeq lists its product as uncharacterized. The record is from RefSeq and is a predicted model, not a curated record. The transcript has 3 exons. Lineage: Eukaryota; Viridiplantae; Streptophyta; Magnoliopsida; Lamiales; Lamiaceae. The coding region runs from base 1 to 1443 and encodes 480 amino acids.